GAAAGCAUGAUGGGAAGGAGGAGUUUGAAAAGAGGAAAGAGAUUUGUGCCGAGAGCAACCAACAACGGAGAGAUACUGUAUGAAGAAAGCGCAAAGGGGGAGAUAAGAUGAGCAUGAGGGACUGCGUGUGUUUUGGCUGUGUAUGUGAUGCGCGCAUGCUCUAGUCGUCCAAACACGUGACGAAACACAUCCAGACUUCGGCACAGGGGCAGACACACUUGUUUCCACGACGACGUUGCAAACAUGGGGGCUGUGGUGGGCACGCUGACCAUGCAGCAGACCAAGACGAGGAGGCCAUCCAGAGAUAAAGCUGACGACGACCUGGAAAUGACCAUGGUGUGCCAUCGACCAGAGGGCCUUGAUCAGCUUGAGGCUCAGUCCAACUUCAGUAAAAGAGAACUCCAAGUCCUGUACAGGGGGUUCAAGAAUGAGUGCCCGAGUGGAAUUGUCAGUGAGGAAACCUUCAAGCAAAUAUACUCCCAAUUUUUCCCGCAUGGAGAUGCCAGCACCUACGCACACUACCUGUUUAAUGCCUUUGACACGGCACAAUCGGGCAACAUCAAGUUUGAGGAUUUUGUAACAGCUCUGUCCAUCCUGCUGAGGGGCACCAUUACAGAGAAGCUCCAGUGGACUUUCAACCUCUAUGACAUCAACCGAGAUGGAUACAUUAACAAAGAGGAGAUGACAGACAUUGUCAGAGCCAUUUAUGACAUGAUGGGCAAGUACACAUACCCUGCCUUGAAAACAGAUGCACACAAGCAGCAUGUGGAUGCCUUCUUUCAGAAAAUGGAUAAGAACCGAGACGGUGUGGUCACCAUUGAUGAAUUCAUCUAUUCUUGUCAAGAGGACGAAAACAUCAUGAGGUCUCUUCAACUCUUUGAAAAUGUCAUCUAGAGAUCAAGUGGAAGAAGGCCAUGGCCAAGUGGAGUGGAACAAAGCAAAGAAAAGGUAUACUUAAAACAAAGUGACUUUCACUAAACAACACGGAAGGUAUUUCACUGAAACAGGGUGAAGACAUCAAUAGAGCUCAAAAAAGUCCCGCAGAAUUGUACCUGCUUUGUUUGUUUCCGUCACAUGGUUAAGUGUUCAUUUUGUGUAAAGCCUCUCACUUUUUAAUGAGAACACAAGUGGACAGUCACUAAGCAGGACUCAAGUGGUUGAUAAUAAUUGUGCUCUUUGUGAAUCUCUGUCAGUCUCCCCCCAAAAAUGGAGCAAUAUUGUCAUGCAUGCAGGGAGGAGCAUCUAUUUAAGUAAGUGUGCCAUACAAUAGGGCAGUCAUGGGGCUCACACGUCACCCGAAUUCUGCCACAGCCAUCAAUGAAGAGAGAGCAACUUGCGUGUUCCCGCUGGUGUCCGUUAAGAGUCUCACUGUUGUAACAAUAUUGGAUUAAAUGUUCUAUUUGUUGCUUCUGCUUCAAGAAAGGGAUCGUUGCUGCUCGUCUGUGUCUUUUUGCCUCAUUCAGCCUAGGUGGAAAUAUAAUAACUGCAGUUAUGCUUUGGCCGGUCAGCAAAAGGAUGUUCACUUUGGCACAUAGAAGGACUCUGAAAGGUGCAUGUGUGUCCUAUGUGACGUUUUUGUUUGUCUGAAAAAUACAACGACAUUUGUUGGAGCAUGUAAUAUCAUAUUAUGUGCAGUGAAACAGACAGAUUGGUAUGAAAGAACUGUUCAGAUUGGAAUUUCCAACAUCGUUGACCAAAACUUUCACUGUGAGGGAGCGGCAACUGUAUGAGAGGAUGUCAAAAAUUUGACCUUUUGAAGAAAAAUGAGACUGAUUUGUUAUUUCAGAAGCCAUUUUGUUUGAGCCAUUGUUUGAGAGAACAGUGGGGACGUAAUGGAACCUCUGCUCUCGGUGCUUUACCACAGCAGGCACUGUUCUCAGUAGAAUUUGAUAGAAAAUCAUGCAAAAGUUUACAACUGGACUUACACCACAUUUCAGCGCAAUAUUACUUUGCCAAAAAUGAGGAAGAGGGCUUUAUUUUUAUUAUUGUCAUUUUUCUCAUAAUAAAAAUGAUGCUUUAAGCACCCAUUCCAUUUCUAAUUCACUCCACCACAAAUCCUAUUGAAUUCUCACGAGAACAGGCUCCGGUGUGGCAGCUCAUCCAGACAUGUGAGCAGGAGUACAGAUUGAUGGACAACAUCAAACCUGUUGCAAUGAACUUCUGUGUGCUGAAUUGUUGUAAAAAAUCGAUAUAUUUAUCAAUAAACUUUUUUUAAGAAACAA
Molecule: messenger RNA, 2222 nt
Organism: Syngnathus typhle (broad-nosed pipefish)
Lineage: Eukaryota; Metazoa; Chordata; Actinopteri; Syngnathiformes; Syngnathidae
Product: Kv channel-interacting protein 1-like
Exons: 8
Coding region: 244-894 (216 amino acids)
Biological process (GO): regulation of potassium ion transmembrane transport
Cellular component (GO): voltage-gated potassium channel complex
Molecular function (GO): potassium channel regulator activity; transmembrane transporter binding; calcium ion binding
Source: RefSeq, a predicted model, not a curated record